AAGGCUGAUCCGGCGGGGAGCCCUCGACAUCUCGCCUUCGAUUGCGGGGGCAGCGGCGGCGGAGGAGGAGUCGUUCGGGAUGCCGAUGACGUCGGGGGCGUACGCGGGCACGGGGCAGUACUUCGUGCGGUUCCUGCUCGGCACGCCUGCGCGGCCGUUCCUGCUGGUGGUCGACACCGGCAGCGACCUCACCUGGGCGAAGUGCCGCCUCCGAGGCCGCCGCCGCCGCCACCGGGUUUUCCACCCCGCCUCGUCGAAGACCUUCCGGAUCAUCCCCUGCGCCGCGGAGAUGUGCAAGAACGAUCUGCCUUUCUCGUUGUCGGCGUGCCCGACGCCGACGAGCCCCUGCCGUUACGAUUACAAGUACUCCGACGAUUCGUCGGCGCAAGGCGUGUACGCGAACGAGUCAGCCACCGUGAUCCUCGCUGGGCGCCGCCGCGCGAAGCUGCGGGGCCUGGUGGUGGGCUGCACCGCCACCUUCUCCGGGGCGAGCUUCUGGGCGGCGGACGGGGUCCUGGGGCUGGGCAACAGCGGCAGCUCCUUCGCGGCGAGGGCGGCCGCUAGUUUUGGCGGCGGAUUCUCCUACUGCCUCGUCGACCACCUCAGCCUCCGCAACGCCUCCAGCUUCCUCCGCUUCGGCCCCGCGAGGCCGCCUGCGGCGGCGCCGGUGCAUGAGACGCCGCUGGUGCUCGACUUGCAGCCAUUCUACGGGGUGGGGAUCAUGGGCAUCUCCGUUGACGGAAAGAUUCUGGCAAUCCCAGCGAUCGUGUGGGAUUUCGCCUCCGGCGGCGGCACCAUCGUCGACUCGGGGACUAGCCUAACGUUACUGGCGGAGCCGGCUUAUGGGUUAGUGGUGGGAGCGCUGAGCCGGCGUCUGACGUGGGCUCCGAGGGUGAGCAUGGACCCCUUCGAGUUCUGUUACAACUGGACGGCGGCAACUGCAGAGGAGAAAGCGGGUCCGGUCCCAGCGAUGGUGGUGCACCUCGCUGGCGGGGCGAGGCUGGACCCUCCGGCGAAGAGCUACCUGAUCGACGUGGCUGACGGCGUCAAGUGCCUGGGGAUCCAGCCGUCGCCGUGGCCGGGCGUCUCCACGCUCGGCAACAUCUUGCAGCAGGAACACAUGUGGGAGUUCGACGUGGAAAAUCAACGGCUGAGAUUCAGCCGAUCGACGUGCCAGGCCAACUGACCUUGAAAUCGGACGCUCCAUAUACGCACGUAAAAUGCGGAGGAUCAUUCUUCCAUGCAUACGAUUGCCACGUGGAAUUAAGAAA
Molecule: messenger RNA, 1271 nt
Organism: Zingiber officinale
Lineage: Eukaryota; Viridiplantae; Streptophyta; Magnoliopsida; Zingiberales; Zingiberaceae
Product: aspartic proteinase NANA, chloroplast-like
Exons: 2
Coding region: 80-1186 (368 amino acids)
Biological process (GO): proteolysis
Molecular function (GO): aspartic-type endopeptidase activity
Source: RefSeq, a predicted model, not a curated record